AUGAGGAGUGAGGGUUUGAUGAUUCCGUGUCUGGAAUUUUCUGGAAUGGAGUUGAAAGAGGGGACUGAGGAGUGGAGAGAGAUGAGCAACAAGGUGAGGGAUGCUUGUGAGAGCCAUGGUUGCUUCCUCAUUGUUUAUGAUAAUAAGGUUCCAAAGGGUCUACGUGAAGACAUGUUUUUAUGCAUGAAAGAGUUGUUUGAUUUGCCUGAAGAAACAAAGAGGAAGCACAAAAGCACAAAGCCUUAUAGAGGCUACAAUUGUGGCUGCCCUGUCACUCCUUUUUCUCAGAGCUUUGGAAUUGAUGAUGCUCCUCUCCCUCAAACUUCUCUGGCCUUCACUAACCUCAUGUGGCCUCAGGGAAACCCCACUUUCUGUGAGAUGUUGAACUCCACCAGCUCCAAGUUGCUUGAUCUGAGUUUGGUGAUUAUGAAGAUGCUCGUAGAGGCUUAUGGGCUUCCGAAAGAGUACACCUCGGACAUUGAAGAGUUGAAGAGUUCGAGUAAUUUUCGGUUGAUGAAGUACAAAGUGCCUGAAAGUGGUGAAAUGUGUGAGACUGCAUUGUUGCCUCACACGGACAAAAGUGCCUUAACGAUUCUGUGCGAAAACGAGGUGGAGGGUCUGGAGGUGUUGAGCAAAUCACAGGAAUGGGUUCCGGUGAAGAUACCGGAGGAGGGGUUUGUGGUGAUCAUGGGUGACGUGUUGAAGGCAUGGAGCAAUGGGAGAGUCCACGCUGCUACACACAGAGUUAUGAUGAAAGAAGAAAAAGAGAGAUACUCGUUUGCACUAUUUGCUGUGCCAAAAGAGGAGGUGAAGAUUGAGGUGCCUCCAGAGCUGGUGGAAGAGAAGAUUCACCCUCUUCGUUACAGGGCCUUCAACUAUGGAGAUUACUUCGCCUACUUCGUUUCUACCCUCCACGACAAUGCAUUGGAUCUCUUUGCUGGUAAUGCAUUUUUUCAUGAAUAG
Molecule: messenger RNA, 963 nt
Organism: Sphenostylis stenocarpa
Lineage: Eukaryota; Viridiplantae; Streptophyta; Magnoliopsida; Fabales; Fabaceae
Source: the annotation of a GenBank genome assembly